UGCCCGUGGAGCUAGAAAGUUGAAAAACGUUUUUUGCCCUUCAAGACCACUCUAUGGCACUCUCUCCCCUGACCUCACACCAGCCCAACCCCCCUGAUGUACACCUCUUUGGCUACAUAAUUUCAACAAUAUGCGUGCAUUGAACGUUCGCCCACCGCCCUCGGCACCCCACCCCUCGUUGCCCCACGAACACCACCACAAUCUACGAAAACGAAAUCAGACAUAAAAACAUUAAAUUACAAACCCUUAUUUGCCACACACACACACACACACACUAAAAAAAGGAAGGAAAAAAGCCGGCAAUCGUAAGGCGAAACAGCCAAAACUGAAACUGAAACUGAAGCAGAAUCAGCGUAGCUGGAAUCGAAGUAGGAAUCGCAGGACUCAAGGACGUGAGGCGAACACGGGGCGAGUUCUCUGCCACCGAAUCGACAAGGGAUGCAAAAGCGAGUGCCUGAUAUUAACCCUCCGCUGCACGGCUGUGUGUUUGCAUCUGUGUGUGUGCGAGUCUCAGAGGUGUGUGUGUGUGUGUGUGUGUGUGUGUGUGUGCGAAAGUGCCCCAGUGUUGGUGAGCCUUUGUGCGAUGUGUUUGGGUUUUCGCCGUGCUUGUCAAUCCCGUCGUGCCAAAACAAACGCAACGAACAUUCUCGCCGAUUAGAAGGAAGAACGGUCCGUGAGUGCAACGCGAGCGGAGGCCAGGCGCUCCGUCCGACGAUUCCGCGUAUUUUCGAUUAUUCCGACUAUUGAUAAGGCCGGCGGUUACGUAGAAAUUAACCUUAUAAAUAUUUUUUACUGGAAUCGGAUCGAUGCAAAGAAAUUAUCGCGAAUACUCGGAAUCUGUGCCAGCGAACUCAAGUCAAACUCAAUCUUUUCUGCCGGCCGCCUUUGUUAUUGUUUGCCUGCUGGAAUAGUUCUUUGAGUGGGUGUGUUCGCGAGAGUGUGUGAGUGUGAGUGCGCGUGUGUCUGUGCGUCAGCGCAAAUGGCAGUGCGCAUCUUUGUUUACCCACCAAAUCCGAGGCUCUCGUAGAAGAGAAGUAGUGGCAGUGAAAGCGGCGCCAAAAUCUUAGUCUAGUGCUUUUCCGGCCGAAACAAUGAACAAUUCGUUUGAUAAUUUGCAUGCCGAUAGCAAUAGUCGAGUCAGCAACAACAAUGGCAGCAGCAACUCCAACACCAACACCAACACCAUCGAUGGACCCAAUAAUGACGGCGAGUCGGACGAGGAGGUCAUCGAGGGCAUGGCGCUGCUGGAGGGCAACUACCAAGUGCUGCGUCAGUGGGUGCCUCCCGCCCCCAACUAUUGGGAUGCGCCCCCCAAGGCCAUCAUCAAGUCCGCCGAAGUCAGUGAUACGUCGCUACGGAUUCGAUUGCACCAGCAGACCGCUCUAACGGUCCAAUUCAGCAGCAGCACUUGUCGCCACGGCACUUUUCAAUAAAAGUGCAGUUAUUUGCAACGCACUUUUAUGGCCACACAUGCGAUCCGAGCCCGAUCGAUCUGGACUGGGCGGGUCCCACUCCAACUGCCCCAACAAGACCCGUGUCCGGCCGAUGGAAAUCUCAAUGGAUUUGG
Drosophila elegans is the source of this 1567-nucleotide messenger RNA. RefSeq lists its product as uncharacterized. The transcript has 3 exons. Lineage: Eukaryota; Metazoa; Arthropoda; Insecta; Diptera; Drosophilidae. The record is from RefSeq and is a predicted model, not a curated record. Bases 1092 to 1433 code for a protein of 113 amino acids.